Messenger RNA from Sabethes cyaneus, 2612 nucleotides. It is a transcript of the gene Sou, whose product is annotated as E3 ubiquitin-protein ligase RMND5A. Gene Ontology annotation, biological process: proteasome-mediated ubiquitin-dependent protein catabolic process. Gene Ontology annotation, molecular function: ubiquitin protein ligase activity; protein binding. The transcript is spliced from 4 exons. Lineage: Eukaryota; Metazoa; Arthropoda; Insecta; Diptera; Culicidae. Bases 531 to 1727 code for a protein of 398 amino acids. Gene Ontology annotation, cellular component: GID complex; nucleus; cytoplasm. The record is from RefSeq and is a predicted model, not a curated record.
GAUGAUUUUCGUGACGAACGUAAAAGUACAGCCCUCUCCAAAUAUUAUUGUUGCUCAAGUGAAAAACGGGGAAAAAAGUCCUAGAAAGUAAUUAGAACAGUGUACAAAUUGGUGAAACACUAUUCGUGCAUUUUAGUUCCCAGUACGCAAGUGGAAAACAGUUGAUUUGUGAGAGAAGACGAUUGGUUCCAUAUCGGCAAAGCAUCCCCAUUAAGAAAAAUGGAUGCAAACUAAAAGUAGCAGUUUUUUUCAUUUGCUAUAGUUGAGCUGAAGAAAUUUUUACCACUCAAAGUUUUGUAUUGUGAAACGAGAAGGAUUGUAGAAAUCUGAAGAUAAUCAUUAAAGCAUUGACCUCAAAGCUGCUCUUUGUUGUCUGUUUAGCAAAAAGAGUAAAAUCAGGAAUAACAAAAAAAUAAGAUAACCUGCUUUGCUUGAAGAAGAAGAAAAAGAAAAGUUGAGUUGAGAAAAAUAAUAACAAAGACUGACUUGUGUAGCCAAUUUACCAGGUGUCUCAUACCGGUACGAGAAGAAUGGAGUCCUGUGCAGCAGUUGAGAAAGAAGUCGAUAAAGUUAUCACCAAAUUCUCCGCUAUCAAUGAUCAUUCACAGCGCAUUAUAGGGGACGUAAUCGCCUUCAUCGAAAAGCUUCGUUCCUCAAUCGCGGAAGCACCAGCCGAAGAGCAACUGACUCCUGGUCAGGUUGAAGUACUGCAUGACGCGAUAACCAAAGCCAAGGACAAGCUGCAGCGCUUGACGACCGAACACAGGGAUCUGCACGGUACAGUUAGUAAGGUUGGCAAGGCGAUCGAUCGUAAUUUUGUAGCUGAUUUCACUGCCACUUCACGCACGGAUGUAUUCCAAUCCGAUCAUAACGUGACAUUGUUGAAUAAAAUUAUGGCGCAACAUUUCUACCGUCAGGGAAUGGACGACGUUGCAGAUACGCUGAUCAACGAAUCUGGCCUUCCUGCGGAAGGAAUUACACCCGAGCCAUACGCCGAACUGCACCGAAUAUGGGAGGCCAUUCAGGACCAUAAUUUGGGCCCAGCCCUCGAGUGGGCCAGCCGCUAUUCGAGCGAGUUGGACGAUCGCAACAGUUCACUCGAGUUCAAGUUACAUCGACUGGCCUUUAUGCAGAUCUUGAACGGAGGCAUUAACGCUCAAACCGAAGCUAUUACCUAUGCUCGCACUAACUUUUCCAAAUUUGUCAAACGAUUUGAGAAGGAAAUUCAAAUUCUCAUGGGAACGCUUAUCUAUCUGCCGAUCGGUGUUCAAAACUCGCCGUACAAGUAUUUGAUGGCCCCGGAAAUGUGGAUCGAGGCCGCCGAUGUGUUUCUCAAGGAUGCCUGCUCGCUGCUCGGUAUCAACAAAGACUCGCCCCUUUCGGUGGUUUUCAACGCGGGUUGUACCGCACUGCCGGCGCUACUCAAUCUUAAGCAAGUCAUGAUGUCCCGCCAGGUCACCGGAAUCUGGAACGGACGGGAUGAACUGCCCAUUGAAAUCGAUCUCGAUCCGGAGAAUCGUUUCCAUUCGAUCUUUGCCUGUCCCAUUCUGCGACAGCAGAGUUCUGAGGAUAAUCCGCCCAUGAAGCUGCUCUGCGGACACGUCAUAUCCCGUGACGCGCUCAGUAAACUGAGCAACGGACCAAUACUCAACAAUACUUUCAGAUUGAAAUGUCCCUACUGCCCGAUGGAACAGUGUCCAUCCGAUGCGAAGCUGAUUUACUUCUAAGGCGGAUCGGCUGCCGUGCUUCGCAACCUACACGCAAGUGGAGCUGAGCCAGGUAACUGAGGUCAAUGAAUGUAUUACGGUUAGCAAAUGUUCCGUUACUAUUCGUUAGGUAAUCAUCAGUCGAGUCGAGUGAACGGAAGAAGAGAACGGUACGGUUAGAGGUUCCCAUGUGAUCUUUUUUUUUUCUUUGUAAUGAGUUGAAAGAUAUAUUAAACCGUUAGGAUUACAUUACCAACCAUAAACUGCUUGCGGAAGUGAGUUGUAUAUUGCGUAUCAAAAUGAUGGUUUCAUUCGUACAACCAAUAAAUAGGACGCGAUUUUACGAACUUGAAUCAGAACCGUCAACAAACAAACCAUCCGCAGAUUUUUUUUUUGGUUUAAAGUUGGCAAUUUUGACUAUAACUCUUACAAGAUAGAUAUGUUUUGCUUCAAUUUUACACAUUUUUAUUAUGAGUUAAAUAGAUUAUUUUUAUUUACCGUAUUCACUUUUCAUCAUACUCCUAUAAUACAUGUAUACCUGUUUGUUGUGGUAAGUCCAGGGCGCGUUAAUAUAUUUUAUCACAUAAAUAGUAUGUACCUUUAUUGAUGUUACGAGAGAAUGCGUGGUUUUUGGAUUAAGCGGUAAGAAUGGUGCAGAUCAAAGCUGUACAUCAGAAAAUGCUUAUACUUAAUGCAACAAAUUUAUGACCAUAUACAUAUAUUCAAUCACGAGAAAAACAUUAAAACAUUUUUACACAAUCACUUAUAUAUUACGAGAGAAUUAGACAAGGCAUAAUACAAUUAUGAAUGAGUGAAUAGUUGUAAUGAUUUGGAAUCAUUACUGUAGACAUGUUUUCAUUGAAUGCAUCUGUACAUAUGGAAGUUCUUGAUGAUUAAAUAAAAAUU